Bubalus bubalis (water buffalo) is the source of this 4809-nucleotide messenger RNA. It is a transcript of the gene DDX46, whose product is annotated as DEAD-box helicase 46. Gene Ontology annotation, biological process: mRNA splicing, via spliceosome. Gene Ontology annotation, molecular function: RNA helicase activity; ATP binding; nucleic acid binding. The coding region runs from base 178 to 3735 and encodes 1185 amino acids. Lineage: Eukaryota; Metazoa; Chordata; Mammalia; Artiodactyla; Bovidae. Gene Ontology annotation, cellular component: nucleus. The record is from RefSeq and is a predicted model, not a curated record. The transcript has 25 exons.
CUGGCGCCAGCACGUCUUGUUUUCGUUGGCCGCGUUCGGAUGGCAGCUGCCACUGUGGCUGCGGCCGCCUCUUAGUGGUACCCCUUUCCCGGCGUGCUGAGGGCGGUGCGUUCUCCUAAUCUGUCCGGUUCUCGUGCGCGUGGUUCCGAAGGGCGCCGGUUUCCCACAGCAGGCGGUAUGGGCAGGGAGUCACGCCACUAUCGGAAGCGAUCAGCAUCACGGGGACGCUCUGGAAGUCGAUCUAGAAGUCGUUCACCCUCAGACAAAAGAAGUAAACGUGGAGAUGAUAGACGGUCUAGAAGCAGGGAUAGAGACAGGAGGAGAGAGAGGUCUCGUAGCAGGGAUAAAAGAAGAUCUCGGUCGAGAGACCGGAAGCGUUUGAGGCGUUCCAGAAGUAGAGAGAGAGAUAGAAGUCGAGAACGAAGACGAUCUCGAAGUCGGGACAGGAGACGUUCAAGGAGUAGAAGCCGAGGCCGAAGAUCCCGAUCUUCCAGUCCUGGCAAUAAAAGCAAGAAAGCUGAGAAUAGGUCUAGAUCCAAAGAGAAAACAGAUAGUGGGGAAAGUUCUAAAGAGAAGAAAAAAGACAAAGAUGACAAAGAGGAUGAAAAAGAAAAGGAUGCUGGUGUAUGUUUACUAACUCAGGGUACCAUGGUGUACGUUGGAGCAUUUGUCUGGAGCUCUGGAAUUUCUGUGCCUUGGCUCCUUGUUCCUGAGACUGAAGAUGAUGGGGCUCAGGAAGGGAGUGAGGACCGUGUAGGUGAUGCCCAUCAGCGUGUCUCCUUCCAGAGACUGGGGACCCUUGGGCUUGAGGUAGAUGACAGAGGCAAAGCCGUAGUGCACGACCACCACGAUGGCGGCCACGAUGAAGGCGUAAGACAAGAGGAUGAGGAGACCACAGCCCAGCAGGGCAGCGAUACACACCAGGCCCACGCCAUUGGCCACUACUUGCACUUCAGUUCCACAGGCCAACUUCAGAAGAGGUGGCACAUGGCAGCCAAAAUAGUGAAUCUCAUUAGACCCACAGAAAGACCAGGCCACCAGGCAGGCGCAGCCUCGGGGGCUCAUGAGCACGUUGUAGCGCAGGGGAUGGCAGAUGGCCACGUAGCGGUCGUAGCCCAUGACGGUGAGCAGGAAGGAGUGGGUGAAGCCGGGCGUGAAGGAGAAGAACAUCUGGCUGGCACAGGCCACAAAGGAGAUGGAGCGGUCGGUGGAGAGCAGGUCGGCCAGCAUGCGAGGGAUGAUGGCGAAGGUGUAGAGGACCUCGGAGAUAGAGAGGGCACACAGGAAGAGGUACAUGGGUGUGUGGAGGCUGUGCUCCCUCCAGAUGGUGCCCAUGAUGAGCAGGUUCCCCAGCAGCGUGAACAGGUACAUCAGCAGGAACAGCAGGAAGAACAUCAGCUGAAGAAGUCUGGGCCCACGGUCACCAAAGUUGUCACAGUUGUCACAACCAAGAAGGCAGUCGUAGACGCUGAUAAGAAGAAGGGUGAGCUAAUGGAGAAUGACCAGGAUGCCAUGGAGUAUUCUUCAGAGGAGGAAGAAGUUGAUCUUCAGACAGCUCUUACAGGUUACCAGACAAAGCAGAGAAAGCUUCUAGAACCAGUGGAUCAUGGAAAAAUUGAAUAUGAACCAUUCAGAAAAAACUUCUAUGUUGAAGUUCCAGAAUUGGCAAAAAUGUCUCUAGAGGAGGUAAAUGUAUUUCGGUUGGAAAUGGAGGGCAUUACUGUCAAGGGGAAAGGUUGCCCCAAACCAAUUAAAUCUUGGGUUCAGUGUGGAAUUUCUAUGAAGAUCUUAAAUUCUCUAAAAAAGCAUGGUUAUGAAAAGCCCACGCCAAUCCAAACCCAGGCGAUUCCUGCGAUAAUGUCUGGACGAGAUUUGAUUGGUAUUGCCAAGACAGGAAGUGGAAAGACCAUUGCCUUUCUGUUGCCCAUGUUUAGACACAUCAUGGAUCAGAGGUCUUUAGAAGAAGGAGAGGGGCCAAUAGCUGUCAUCAUGACUCCAACUCGAGAACUGGCUUUACAGAUUACUAAAGAAUGUAAGAAGUUUUCGAAGACCUUGGGCCUUAGAGUGGUCUGUGUUUAUGGAGGAACAGGAAUCAGUGAGCAGAUUGCUGAGCUGAAAAGAGGUGCUGAAAUUAUUGUUUGUACACCUGGUCGAAUGAUUGACAUGUUAGCAGCUAAUAGUGGUCGGGUUACAAAUCUUCGAAGAGUGACGUAUGUUGUUUUAGAUGAAGCAGACAGAAUGUUUGACAUGGGUUUUGAACCACAGGUCAUGCGCAUUGUGGAUAAUGUUCGCCCUGACAGACAGACAGUUAUGUUUUCAGCUACUUUCCCCAGAGCUAUGGAAGCCUUGGCUCGGAGAAUCCUGAGUAAACCCAUUGAAGUGCAGGUUGGAGGCAGAAGUGUAGUUUGCUCAGAUGUGGAGCAACAAGUGAUUGUGAUUGAAGAAGAAAAGAAAUUCUUGAAGCUACUUGAACUUCUAGGUCAUUAUCAAGAAUCAGGAUCUGUCAUUAUAUUUGUGGAUAAGCAGGAACAUGCUGAUGGUCUUCUGAAAGAUUUAAUGAGAGCUUCUUACCCUUGCAUGUCUCUUCAUGGAGGCAUUGAUCAAUAUGACAGAGAUAGCAUCAUAAAUGAUUUUAAGAAUGGGACCUGCAAACUUCUCGUGGCCACAUCUGUUGCUGCCCGAGGCCUCGAUGUGAAGCAUCUGAUUCUUGUUGUAAACUAUAGCUGCCCCAACCAUUAUGAGGAUUAUGUGCACAGAGCAGGACGGACUGGAAGAGCAGGCAACAAAGGCUAUGCAUACACUUUUAUCACAGAAGAUCAAGCUCGGUAUGCUGGAGACAUAAUUAAAGCCCUUGAACUGUCAGGGACUGCAGUGCCACCUGAUCUAGAGAAACUCUGGAGCGAUUUCAAAGAUCAACAGAAAGCUGAAGGGAAAAUAAUUAAAAAGAGUAGUGGGUUCUCUGGUAAGGGAUUCAAGUUCGAUGAAACAGAACAAGCUUUGGCUAAUGAGAGAAAGAAGUUACAAAAAGCUGCUCUUGGUCUGCAAGAUUCAGAUGAUGAGGAUGCUGCGGUUGAUAUUGAUGAGCAAAUUGAAAGCAUGUUUAAUUCAAAGAAGCGAGUGAAGGAUAUGGCGGCUCCUGGAACAUCUAGUGUUCCUGCUCCCACUGCAGGAAAUGCUGAAAAACUGGAAAUUGCCAAGAGAUUGGCUCUUAGAAUCAAUGCUCAGAAGAAUUUGGGCAUUGAGUCUCAGGAUGUAAUGCAACAGGCCACCAAUGCCAUUCUCAGAGGUGGCACCAUCCUGGCUCCCACUGUAUCUGCAAAAACCAUUGCAGAGCAACUUGCUGAAAAGAUAAAUGCCAAGCUCAACUAUGUGCCUUUGGAGAAACAAGAAGAGGAGAGACAGGAUGGUGGACAGAAUGAAUCUUUUAAGAGAUAUGAGGAAGAAUUAGAGAUCAAUGACUUCCCACAGACUGCUAGGUGGAAAGUUACCUCUAAGGAAGCUCUGCAGAGAAUCAGUGAAUAUUCUGAAGCUGCAAUUACAAUCAGAGGAACAUACUUCCCACCUGGCAAAGAGCCCAAGGAAGGAGAGCGGAAAAUUUACUUGGCAAUUGAAAGUGCCAAUGAACUGGCUGUGCAGAAAGCAAAGGCAGAAAUCACCAGGCUUAUAAAAGAAGAACUGAUCCGAUUGCAAAAUUCAUACCAACCAACAAAUAAAGGAAGAUACAAAGUCUUAUAAAACAUCUGGGAAAAACUUUUACCUGUGCUGGUCUGUGAUAAAUGUGGCAUUUGUUGUCUUCAGUUUACAAUGUAUUUUAAAUUAAGAUUUUUAAAAUUCUGUCUUGCUGAUUUUUUUUUUAAGUAUAAGAAACCAGUAUUUGUUAACAAAUCUUCUUUCCGUAAGUACCCCCUGAAUUAUCAAACUCUAUUUAAAGCAGGCCUGUUUUCAUUAAAGUGUCCUUUAAUGUAAAACUUAAAUAUCAAUAUUUUAACUAUCUGGGUAAUAUUCCAGAAGUUUAAGACAAUUAAAAUAUUUGAACUUUCCAUUGAAGAUAAUAAAGUAUAAAAGUUGCUAAGGGGUUGUUCACCUUAUCUUCUUGCAAUGAAACUGUGAUCAUCUCCUCAGAAAAGGUGAAAUUCUCUAAUUUUGUGUCUCUACCUUGAGCUUAAAUCUUACUUGACUCCAGUAGAACAAUAUGAACUGGAUAUAAGAAUGUUACAAUAGAAUUUUUACAAAAUGGAUUGAGUUUUUGUUUCAAUUUUUAUCAUCUUAUAAGGGUCAUAGUUGGACUGCUUUUUGGUUACGUAAAGUUAAAGUUUUGUAGUAUAAGAAGUUUUUGCAUUCCUUUACUAACUGCUAAGAAUUUUAGUAUUGACUGCUUUUAGGUUCCCUUCACAACCUCUGGCUCUGUGCCUAGUUACUAGCUCUUUUCUAAUCUUCCUGAAGUGAAAGUGAUUUGUCACCUGUAAAUAUGGAUAUAAUUGUUUUUGCCCCUUUAAAGUGUUCGUUUAUACAUCUGUAUAAUAUAAACACCCUACCAAUCUGAUUUUUAUUCAGGAUUAUUGAGUAGGUUGUGAAUUUUCUUUUUUUUAAAAGCAUGGCACCCACAUUUUAGACUUAGAGUUUAAGCAUUUCUCAGUGAAAUUUAGUUUACAAAGAAUCAAAAAUUAUAUUUUUGAACCUUGAUAUAUAUUUCCUGAGUAUCCUAAUUUAAAUUGUGAUAAUUGGAUCACCUAAUGUUCAAGACUCCUGGUGUGUUAGAACUUGAUAUGGUUGUCACUCUUUGAAAAAAUAAAAUUUUCAGGAAUUAAA